GACUGUCCGAGGCUCAGUGCGUACUUAAUCGAUUCGUUCUAUCUGGGCAGGCCCAGCCAACUCAACCCCCCUAUUCCAAUACUAUCUAUUGACCUUAUUUCACUUAAACCAAUUUAAAGCCACCUGAAGAUGCUGAUUACUACCGUCGCCUGGAGCUUCUUUGCCGUCUACGGUCUCUCCCUGGCCCUUCCUUCCCAUCAAUCAAAUGGCAAUUUUCUCGAGAUUCGUGCAUCGAAAGACGUCAAUCCGGACGCCGUUACAGGCACCACUUGCCUAGACAAGAAUGUGAAAAUCGAUAAACACGAUCUGAAUGUCGCCACAUUAGCCAUCUGCGGCGGCAUCCAGGGCGCCAUCCAGAAAUGCGGUGGUGCACCGAAAAGCACCACAGGUCAAUCUGGAACAGCCAAGUUCACCCUUGACCCGACUGUUGCUGGUGCUACAAUCAACGUCUCUAAGGGUCGCUGGGAAGGUUGUAUUCGCGCUGCGCGGGCAACUUGCCCAACAGGCAGCUUUAAAUCAACCUGCAAGGGCGGUGCGAGUGAGGGUGAUAUAGGUUUUACUCUCAAUAGCCCUUAGGUAAUCUUUCCUUUAGGUAGAAAUGCGUUAAUAAGAAU
This is a messenger RNA of Colletotrichum destructivum, 614 nucleotides long. RefSeq lists its product as uncharacterized. Bases 130 to 576 code for a protein of 148 amino acids. NCBI's taxonomy places the organism in Eukaryota, Fungi, Ascomycota, Sordariomycetes, Glomerellales, Glomerellaceae. The record is from RefSeq and is a predicted model, not a curated record. The transcript is spliced from 2 exons.